Anopheles cruzii is the source of this 429-nucleotide messenger RNA. RefSeq lists its product as uncharacterized. The record is from RefSeq and is a predicted model, not a curated record. The transcript has 2 exons. Lineage: Eukaryota; Metazoa; Arthropoda; Insecta; Diptera; Culicidae. Bases 1 to 429 code for a protein of 142 amino acids.
AUGGGAAACUCGGCCGCUCGUCUGAGCGACGUCAAAGUGUACGGAAAACCAGGCGCCAUCGUCUUGAGCGCGGUUUUGGACGUGGAACGUGAGAUAGACCCGCCGGUGCAUUUGCAGCUGGUGGUGAAGCGCUGCAACCUGCAGAGCCACGAUGGGUGCGAAACCUACGAGCGCGUCUCGCUGGAAGAUAUUUGCUCGAAGAUCGACAGCAACACCAUCCUGCAGAAGUACAUGGAAAUCUUUACGCCACCGUUGAGCUGCCCGUUGAAGAAGGGUCGCUACGUGGCGGAACAGUCGGAACUAAAGCUCCGGAUUCUGGAGAUGUUUCCCAUCGAGAACGCGUUCUGGCAGAUGGAAUUCUACUUCCUGGACAAACGCAACGAAACGAUGCAGUGCGAUUACGCCGAAAUAGCCGUCACGGACGAGUAG